UCAGGACCCGAAUAGACCUCGCGCUAUUUUCGAUAUAAAAGGUGCAGUCUUUCAUCUUGGAAACAAGCUUCUUUUUCUUCUAUUCACUUAUACUGCACAUAUCUUCUCUUAUCACACAACCAUGUCUGUCGUCUCCAACGCUGCUAUCCUCAAUAAGUACCUUGCUCUUGACCAAAAGGGCUCCGUCCAGGUCGAGUAUGUCUGGAUCGAUGGUUUCAACCAGCUCCGUAGCAAGACCAAGACCGUGACCAAGGUCCCAAAGUCUGCUUCUGAUCUCUCCGAAUGGAACUUUGAUGGCUCAUCUACUGGCCAAGCCGAGGGCCAUGAUUCUGAUGUCCUCAUCCAGCCCGUUGCAUUGUACGCCGACCCCUUCCGUGGUGGCGACAACAAGUUUGCCAUCUGCGAGACCUUCAACCCUGAUGGCACUCCCCACAAAACCAACUACCGCCACGCCUGCAAGAAGAUCAUGGAGGCUCACGCUGAUGCCAAGCCUUGGUUCGGUAUUGAGCAGGAAUACAUGCUCAUGGAUCCCCAGACUGAGAAGCCCUACGGCUGGCCCAAGCUCGGCUUCCCUGAACCUCAGGGCAAGUACUAUUGUGGUGUUGGUGCUGGCAAGAUUUUUGGUCGUGAUAUCGUCGAGGCUCACUACCGUGCCUGCUUGUACGCUGGCAUCAAUAUCUCGGGCACAAACACUGAGGUUGCGCCCGGCCAGUUCGAAUAUCAAGUCGGUCCCUGCGAAGGUAUCGAUGGUGGUGACCAAUUGUGGGCCGCCCGCUACUUGUUGGAGCGUGUUGCCGAAGACUUUGGCAUUGCAGUGACCAUCCACCCCAAGCCUGUCAAGGGUGACUGGAACGGCGCCGGUUGCCAUACCAACUUUUCCACCGAGGAAAUGCGCAAGGAAGGCGGUAUCGCUGCCAUCGAAAAGGCAAUCAAGAAGAUGAGCUUGCGUCAUAUGGAGCACAUUGCCGUGUACGGUGACGACAAUGACCAGCGUUUGACUGGCCAACACGAGACCGGCCACAUUGGUACCUUCAACUACGGUGUUGCCAACCGUGGCGCUUCCAUCCGUAUUCCUCGCCACGUCGGCAAGGAAGGCAAGGGCUAUCUCGAGGACAGACGCCCUGCUUCAAACAUUGACCCCUACCGCGUCACCGGCAUCAUUGUUGAGACUACUUUCUACCCCGAUAACUGAAGUCUACUAAUACAGUCUUCUCCCAACCCAUCUAAUCAUAUCAUUCCAACAGAACAUUUCCGUACCUCUUGAUGUAUCAUAUUCCCCUUAUUUCUCACCUUCAAAAUGCGUCUCUUUUUCUCCAUUUUUCUACUUCUACAUACUACCGAACCCAAAAAAAGCAUAUGCUGCCCGUAGAUACUCCACACGUAUACGAAAUAUAUCAGGCUAUUCAGUUUGGCUCCCUCUUAUCAGUAUCAUUUUAUAGUCCUAGAAAGCUGUGUAGUACAAACACCGACUACUGGUGGAGCAUCCUUAUCUUGGAGCGCAAUACAAUAUGUACAUAAUACCUGGCAUGAAAGAUAUGCAAGAGCGUCGUAUACAGUAGAAGAUUACCGUCAAUGGUUGCUCUGGACUGCUCUUUGCACAAAAAGAAAAAAUAUAAACUUGGCAUAAGCCAAUUAACUCAUGUUUCAUUGAUAUU
This is a messenger RNA of Zychaea mexicana, 1655 nucleotides long. RefSeq lists its product as uncharacterized. Gene Ontology annotation, molecular function: glutamine synthetase activity. Gene Ontology annotation, cellular component: cytoplasm. The coding region runs from base 122 to 1192 and encodes 356 amino acids. Lineage: Eukaryota; Fungi; Mucoromycota; Mucoromycetes; Mucorales; Lichtheimiaceae. The record is from RefSeq and is a predicted model, not a curated record. The transcript is spliced from 3 exons.